Corapipo altera (White-ruffed manakin) is the source of this 2426-nucleotide messenger RNA. It is a transcript of the gene FPGS, whose product is annotated as folylpolyglutamate synthase. The record is from RefSeq and is a predicted model, not a curated record. The coding region runs from base 224 to 1939 and encodes 571 amino acids. Gene Ontology annotation, molecular function: ATP binding; tetrahydrofolylpolyglutamate synthase activity. Gene Ontology annotation, cellular component: cytosol; mitochondrion; cytoplasm. The transcript is spliced from 15 exons. Lineage: Eukaryota; Metazoa; Chordata; Aves; Passeriformes; Pipridae. Gene Ontology annotation, biological process: tetrahydrofolylpolyglutamate biosynthetic process.
GCUUCGUUAGUGCCGCUCGUUAAACAGCGGGUGUGCACUGGAGCGCUGCCCGCUCCCGACGGCGACCUUGUCCCACUGAGCAGCAGCGGGUGCCGGGCGCUGACCUGCCCUGUGCCCCCACCGCAGGGCCAAGGGGCGCCUGGGGAGGGAUGGGUAACCCCUGCUCAUAAGUAGCCCGUCCCCGUGACCGGCCCUGGCGCUGCCGGCUCGGCCCCGCGGCGCCAUGGCAGAGAUGCUGCCGGUGUGGGUGGCCACGGGCACCACUGAGGGGACCGAGCCCAAUGGGGAUGCAGUCCGGAUGCUCAACACCCUGCAGACCAACGCCAGCGACCUGGAGCAGGUGAAGCGGGAGCGCGGCGACCCCCAGGCCCAGCUGGAAGCCAUGCAAGGCUUUUUGGAGAGGAGCGGGCUGAAGGUCGAGGACCUGGAUCGACUGAACAUCAUACACGUCACGGGGACGAAGGGCAAGGGCUCAGCCUGCGCCUUCACUGAGUGCAUCCUCCGUAACUACGGGCUGAAGACAGGCUUUUACAGCUCCCCUCACCUGGUGCAGGUGCGCGAGCGGAUCCGCAUCAAUGGGCAGCCCAUCAGCAAGGACCUCUUCAACAAGUACUUCUGGCUGGUCUACAACCGCCUGGAGGAGACCAAGGACCCAGUGCACGCCAGCAUGCCAGCGUAUUUCCGCUUCCUCACCGUCAUGGCCUUCCAUGUCUUCCUGCAGGAGAAGGUGGAUCUGGCAGUGGUGGAGGUUGGCAUUGGUGGCGCCUAUGACUGCACUAACAUCAUCAGGGCACCGGUGGUGUGUGGGGUCUCCUCCCUGGGCAUCGACCACACCAGCAUCCUGGGAGACACCAUGGAGAAGAUUGCCUGGCAGAAGGGGGGCAUUUUUAAGCCCGGCGUGCCGGCGUUCACUGUGGCGCAGCCGGAGCGGCCGCUGGCGGUGCUGAGGGAGCGAGCCCAGGAGCGGAAGUGUCCCCUCUACCUGUGCCCAGAGCUGGAUGAGUUCGAGGAGGGCUGCCGGGCGCUGCAGCUGGGGCUGGCGGGUGCCCACCAGCGCUCCAACGCCGCCCUGGCCCUGCAGCUGGCACGGAUGUGGCUGCAGCGCCGCGGCUGCCAGGGUCUUGGGGAGCUGAAGGAAGUGCCACCAAGCACUGAGCUGGUGGGGAGGCCGGUGCCAUUGGCACCUGCCUUUCGCCCCACCGAUGCCAUGAUCCAAGGCCUGCGGGACACAGAGUGGCUGGGCCGGACCCAGGUGCUGUCCCACGGCCCUGUGACGUGGUACCUGGAUGGAGCUCACACCACCAGCAGCAUCCAGGCCUGUGUCCGCUGGUUCCACCAGGCUGCCCUCAACCAGGACAAGCUCCAUGAUGGCUCCGAGGUGCGUGUGCUGCUCUUCAAUGCCACGGGGGACCGGGACACGGCGGCGCUGCUCAAGCUGCUGCUGCCCUGUCACUUUGACUACGCUGUCUUCUGCCCCAACUUCACGGAGGUGUCAGUGGCCAGCAACGCGGACCAGCAAAACUUCAACGUGACACUGGAGAACGCCCUGACCCGCUGCCUGGAAAACCAGCGGACGUGGACCCGGCUGAUGGAGGAGAAGGGGGGGCAAGACCCCUGGCUCCCAACUCCCCUGCGGGUGGGGGGGCUGCUGGAGCCAGCCCCUGCCCGAGGCUCCCUGCUCCUCGUGCCCCCAGCCCCGCGACCCCUCAACUCCACAGCCCUUGUGUUCCCAUGCCUGGCCCAGGCGCUGCAGUGGGUGGCACAGGGCCGGGACCCCCAUCUGGCAGCCCCUGCCGCCUCGGGGGCUCACCCCCACCCUGCUGCCAGCAGCGGGGCCGUGCUACUGCGGGAGGCAGCUGCUGUCCGUGUCCUGGUCACCGGCAGUCUGCACUUGGUGGGGGGGGCCCUGCGGCUGCUUGACCCUGCCCUCUCCCAGUAACUGGAUGGACUGGGCUUUGCACUUGGUUUUACUUGAAGCAGCAGUUGUGCCCCCGAUGAUGCUCGGAGGCAUCUGGGAGGGCACAUGGACCCCCUCGCCCCACCCUGGCUCAGCCAUUUUCACCCCAGUGCCUUUUGCCUGUGCCCUCCCGGGGACACUGCCCAUGUGUGGGAUGCUCCUGGCCCACAUUCCCCUCUUGGUGAGACUGAUUGGGGGUCCCCUGGAUCUGAGGGGGCUGCCCCAGGCUGUGCUGGGGUCCCAGUGCCCAGGGGGUGGUUGGGGCGGCAGUAGGUGGGAGCCUCAAACUGUGGCGAGGCUCAGCAUCAGGGCAAGACUAAUUUAACAUAGGGGAGAUUUUUAUUAUUAUUAAUAACAGUUUGUAACUUGUAUGGGGAGCUGGGGGGGGUGUGGUGGGUUCUGCCCAUCUCCCUGUGGGAGGGCAGCAGCCUUGCACACUCCUGUCUGAAUAAACCUCUUGCUGCUCCCA